Messenger RNA from Myzus persicae (green peach aphid), 1344 nucleotides. Its product is annotated as ubiquitin fusion degradation protein 1 homolog. The record is from RefSeq and is a predicted model, not a curated record. NCBI's taxonomy places the organism in Eukaryota, Metazoa, Arthropoda, Insecta, Hemiptera, Aphididae. Gene Ontology annotation, cellular component: VCP-NPL4-UFD1 AAA ATPase complex. The transcript has 7 exons. Gene Ontology annotation, molecular function: polyubiquitin modification-dependent protein binding. The coding region runs from base 395 to 1300 and encodes 301 amino acids.
UAAAAAUCUGUUGGCCAACACGACUAGUAUCAUCGUUAGACGCAACGUCAUUGCAUCUCUAUUCACUCUUGUUGACUUUUUUGAUAGUUUCUUUAUCACUCGGAAGCUUCUUUAUAAGUGAAAACUGAGUCAUCGUUUCUCUCCUUUAUAUUCACCAAAAAGCAUAUGUAAUGAAAAUAGGAAUGUCGUAUCCAUAUGUUUAAUAUUGAUGGUAGUUAUAUAAUAUUUGUUUUGUAUGCAUAUUGGUUUCCACCAUCGCUACACUGCUGGGCGCACAACACGAAAACUUCAUCAGGUAAUAAGUAUUCAUGUUGAUGAAUGACCGCACUUAAAACAUUCUAUAAUAUAAUAAUAUAUCAUCGACAAUAAUCCACAACAAUCAACUGAAUAUACAAUGUUCUCCUUGAGUUUAUUCAAUGAUAUACUCCGGCCAUUCAACACGACAUACAGAUGCUGGUCAGUGUCAAUGCUUCCUGGAACCGAACGAGAAGAUGUUGAACGUGGUGGAAAAAUUAUAAUGCCCCCAUCUGCUCUGGAUAUAUUGACCCGGCUAAAUAUCAACUACCCGAUGCUGUUCAAGCUAACUAAUAAAAAAACCAACAGACAAACACAUUGUGGUGUAUUAGAGUUCAUUGCAGACGAAGACAAAAUAUAUAUUCCUUAUUGGAUGAUGAAAAACAUAUUGCUUGAUGAAGGAGAUAUGGUGCAAGUUGAAAGUGUUUCAUUAGAAGUAGCCACCUUUUCAAAGUUUCAACCUCAAAAUUCUGAAUUCUUAGAUAUCACAAACCCAAAGGCUGUUUUGGAAAAUUGCUUACGCAAUUUUGCUUGUCUGACUACUGGUGAUGUAAUAGCAAUAAAGUACAAUCAAAAAAUUUAUGAAAUGUGUGUGUUAGAAACCAAACCGGGUAACGCUGUUAGUAUCAUUGAAUGUGAUAUGAAUGUUGAAUUUGCCGCACCAGUUGGUUAUCAGGAACCUACGCAUAUGAAAAAACCAGCAGAAGAAGAGAUGAUGGUUGAUCCUGCUGAUUUAAUGCCAGAACCAACAGGGUUCAUAGCGUUCAAAGGUUCGGGAAAUCGACUAGAUGGAAAAAAAAAGAAAGACAAUUCUGAUGAUCAAUCGAAUCAAGUUAGAGCAGUGUACCAAAGAGGAAUUCCAGAUUAUGAUUAUAAUAUAGGAACUAUACAGUUUAUAAGGAACAUCCGGUCUGUGAAUAAAGACAAAGAGGAUGAAAAUCAAGAAGGAUUUAAGCCUUUUGCGGGUUCCGGAUCAGUACUAAAAACAAAAAAAAAAAAAAAAUAGUACCAUAAUCGUAUUUCAAAGCAUGUACAAAUUUUAAUUUUUAA